GCGACAAGGACAGGAAGCUGCUGACCAAGGACAACGGGUUGCGCGAGCUGCUCCUCCUGCUGGCCAUGCAGGUCACCCAGCUCACGCAGCGGAGCCGCACGAUGUGGGGCAUGAUGACGAAGACGGCGAUCUUGGAGGACAGCUCGAAGGUUGUCAAAGCCAUGCAGGAGGAGGCCAAGACGUUCUCGGACAACGCGCAGACACUGAGGGACAAGGUCAAGCGUCUCAAGGACGAGGCCAAGGCGGCAAAGGACGCGGGAGACAAGCCCGCGGAGCAAAAGUCGGACGGGGAGGCCGCGCUAGUACUGGCGGAGCUACGCGGACUCGGCCCCCCCACGGCGACGGUGUUCUGCGCGAUGGUCGAGAGCUUGGCAGAGGAAGAGGUGGGGCGCGCCAACAGGCAGACGCUCGAGGCGUGGUCGACGGCCAUGGUGGGCGACCCGCCAGACUUCGUGAAGCUCUGCCGCCUCGAGAACUGCUACCAGACGGACAUGAUCAAGAUAGUGUUCGCAGUCACCGACCAGACCAAGGAGGAUGUGCUCGCGGACGCGUUCAAGCAGCUGGGCGCCACCGUCACCUCUGGCUCGGCGCCUGCUGGGUACAUGGAAGAAGAACUCUCGGCGUGGAUAGACGCACUCAAAGCGUGA
Prorocentrum cordatum is the source of this 647-nucleotide messenger RNA. NCBI's taxonomy places the organism in Eukaryota, Dinophyceae, Prorocentrales, Prorocentraceae. The record is from the annotation of a GenBank genome assembly.